Messenger RNA from Fusarium graminearum PH-1, 369 nucleotides. RefSeq lists its product as uncharacterized. The coding region runs from base 1 to 369 and encodes 122 amino acids. The record is from RefSeq and is a predicted model, not a curated record. The transcript has a single exon. Lineage: Eukaryota; Fungi; Ascomycota; Sordariomycetes; Hypocreales; Nectriaceae.
AUGGCGGAGGUCAAGAUCCUUGAUCAUCAGAGGGUCCCGUGUACAGGAACGGUUCCGGGGAUAGAACAAGGGCGGAUGGAUGCGGUGAGUGCGGGGGAUCAACAAGGUUAUGUACCUACUGUACCUCACUGCAAUCAAGGUACCUGGAGACGAGCAUCACCAACUGUUUAUGGCGGUGAUGGACAUGAAACUGGUAAUGGCUUCUGUCCCGUGGUUCCACAGCAUAUUUGGUGGCGGUGGAGAAGAACUGUUGAAUGCAACGGUUUACUGUGGCUGCUGAAAGUAAGCAUUGCUCAGUCAGAUGUUGUCUCUCAAAAGUGGUCGCUCUCGGAAGCCGCUGGGAGCAAGUUUUAUGAUAUCGUAUCGUGA